AUGGAUCGUACAUGGACGAUAGUUGGAGUCGGCGGCUCUCCUAGGGUUCCCUUAUCUGGGAUCCCUGGGGAAGAGGAUCAAGUUGGCCCUUGCGAACAGCUUGAUGCACUAUCCCCCUUCAACCCUUUAGCGAAAUGCGGAAAAAGGAAGGAAAAUCCAUGGACCGACCCCAUCGUCUCCACCCCUACGAUGAAAGUUGUAAGCUGUGUUCGGGGGGAGUUAUUGUCUAUCGCCGGCCUCUAUGGUAGAAUCAGUCGGGGGCCCGAGAGGCGGUGGUUUACCCUGUGGCGGAUGUCAGCGGUUCGAGUCCGCUUAUCUCCAACUCGUGAGCUUAGUCGGUACAAAGCUAUACGAUAG
Messenger RNA from Dovyalis caffra, 357 nucleotides. The record is from the annotation of a GenBank genome assembly. Lineage: Eukaryota; Viridiplantae; Streptophyta; Magnoliopsida; Malpighiales; Salicaceae.